Chelonus insularis is the source of this 1313-nucleotide messenger RNA. RefSeq lists its product as uncharacterized. The record is from RefSeq and is marked validated. The coding region runs from base 6 to 278 and encodes 90 amino acids. Lineage: Eukaryota; Metazoa; Arthropoda; Insecta; Hymenoptera; Braconidae. The transcript is spliced from 3 exons.
CUUCGAUGAACGUUGAGCACAACCUUGUGAAUAUGUCCGUUUCAAAAUUACAUCGACUCGAAAAAGAAAAAAUGCAUGUGCAAGCAUGUAUAACUCCUUAUCAUUUCGAUUACAACAGUCAAUCUCUAUCAGCAGAACAGUUGGAAGAUCUCCGUCGCCAUAUUAACUUAAUAAAGAAGGUUCUUCAAUUAAUGCGCAAGGUAAAUUUGGAAUUGGAAAAAUCUCAAAGACAGAUGGAAAACCAGCUUGAAAUUUAUAAAAAUAGAAAACUUCCCUAAUGUUAUAAUUGUCAAAGCAAGUCAGCUUAAACGAUCUCUUAGUGAGGACAGCGUUUAUGUCUUUAGCUUUAUUUUAAAGUUGAUAAUAUAGUGAAUUAGGUGGAAAGAAUUCAAUAAAUAUUAUUUUCAAACUUCGUAUGAACUUCAAAAUCAGCCGAAGUAUAUAUCAUAUAGUUCCAUGAUGAGAAAAAUGAAAAUUGAUCGAAGCUAAAUUAGUCUUGUAUGGAAAAUUUUAUGGAAUUUCAUUUACGAUGUGCUUUUUCAAAAUUAUAAGAUGCGGUAAAGCUACGGACGUACCUACCUUUGCAUUUUUUCUAAGAGUACAAGUCAACAUUAUUUCUGCUUAUUCUCUUAGUUCUGACAGUAGACAUUAAGUUGUUUAUUAUUAAUGCAAGUGUGAGCAACUAAUUGACUGGAAGUAACAAAAUGUUGAUUUGUUCAUUUUUUUUUAGUGUAGAAUUAAAAAUAUUUACGUUGCACGAUACAUGGUAGAGAAUUGAAUUUUUUGCAAGUUUAUGUGAAUUCUAGAUUUAAGUUUCUUAUUUUUUUGCUUGUGACAUAAUUAUGUUUUAUUUGUAUUUUAUAUAAGUAGUCGUCAAAAUCUUUGCUAUUAUUGAAUAAAAAAAAUAGCAUAUUUACACUAAAAACAGGAUUUAUAUAUAGUUGAUACGUAUGUUUAUAGUUAUAAUUCUAUAUUUACUAUUAGUAAAUCUUAGUUUAAUUAAACAUGAAUUUUUUAGUAUACUAAAAAUAGAAAAGAGAUUGAUUAAUCAGUAAUUAGUGUUAUUUAAUUUCAUACAGCAUUUUUCCAAUGUAGAUGCAUGUUCUAUUAUGAAUGUAGUUCUCAUCAAUUUAUUUUCUUUGUAGAGUUAAGUUUAUCGCGCUGGGAAUUGCAAUUAGAUAUAUUCCAAAUGGUCUCAUUUUUUAAAAACAAUCUAGAUAGGUAAUUAAAAUAAGAUUGUAUAUUAUGUAGUUUGUAUUUUUGCUUGGUAGUAGCUUUCGUAGAUGUAACAAAUAAAGUUAAGGCUUGGGUCA